UCCAGGGCCCACAGGUGCGCUAAGGAUCAUGGUCACGGUGACACAGUGACCGAGCGGCUGCUAGCAUGGAAUCAAACAUGGAGACUCCAUGCUGCUAGCCUACUUUUGUGUUUUUUCGUCCCUUUAAGUGUACCAGGUCGUCCCACAGUGUCGUGGGUAAUGUCUGAGUGUUUUCUGCUAUGAAUUUCGGCCCCGUAUUUCGACUAUGCAAGCGUCUUAUUCUUGUCAUCGCCGUGUUUUCAUCACAUCCGGUUUCUGGCCAGGUGUUCAAGACUCCCGACUGGUGCACAGAUGACAUCACCGACUCUGUCCGUCUUCCAUCCGAGGUCACCUGUAACCUCUGCCCUCCUGGCACAUACGUUAUACAGGACUGUACUGCCGACAACCCUGACCCACGUUGCGAGUCAUGUACAGCAGGCCGGUUCUACAACCCCUGCUUUAACUUCGCCAGCCGCUGCCUGUCCUGUAGCGACUGUACUCCGUACUUCAGCGCUGACGGCAGGAAUGGCACAGUGGAGGGGGAGGACUGCACACCAACACGGGACAGGGUCUGCAGGUGUUCCAGUAACGAUUUCUGGGACUUGAAAACCUCCGAGUGUCGACAGAAAACUUCAUGUGAUAAAGGAUUCGGAGUGGCCCAUAUAGCAACCCACAAGGCGGACACAGCCUGUAUCCCAUGUGAGGAUGGAACCUUCUCGGACGAGAAUUCGCUGACUCAGCAGUGUCGAAGCUGCACAGAUUGCAGAGGUGGGACGUUACAGCCCUGCACCAACACUCAGGACACGCACUGUGACUUUCCUGGGCUGCAGAGUACUACCGGUAGUACCAGUCCAGUUUCAGCUCAGUCCAGAUCAGUGCCCCAGGUCCCAGUGCCGGUAGGUUCUACCAACACGGAGGCCGUCAUAGGGGGGUCUGUGGGAGGCUGUGUGCUGUUCCUGCUGUUCCUGGGCUGUUUCUGGUGGAGAUGCCGCAGGACAAAACAGCUCUCAACACCAGCAAGCAUCAGGAGGAGGCCAAGUCUGUCUGACUCUGAAGACAUUGAGAUGAAUGCUGGAAUGCUUGCCCGGGCCCCAGAAGUCCCUUCCCUUCCCGACCCGCCACCCCUCCCCCCACCCCGAAUCCAGAUUCACCGACUUUCCCUAAGAAGAUAUCUGAUGAUGGAUGCUGCAGACCCUUAAUGAACACAGAAGACCCCGGACCUCCCAACAAUGCUCAUGACAUCUAUGAGAAGGAAGCGAACCCCCACCCCCUGCAGCCCAUCUCACUUCAGCCUGAGGAUGUCCUGCCACCAGGAGGCAGGCUGGAGCCGGUGGGGUCCAGCUCUGAUGACGUGUCCUUCCGUAACCCUGUACAGAACGUGUAGCAUCCCUGACACCACUAGCCUGGGUGCCAGCCCCUUUCCAGUGUAUGAUAAUUUCCUUGGAAGCCACACGCCCCGCCAGGCCCCAUUCGAUAGCAUGAUAGAUAAAGGAGGGCCUGCAAGCCCUUUUUCGUAAGGCGUAAUCAGGCCGUUUUAGACUUCGUAAUUCGUAGGCAGCCUCCACAAAAAUCAACGUAAUUCGUAAUUGGACAUUAGCCGCAAAUCGUAAAGUCGUAAUCAGCUCUGAGACUUAAACGUAAUUCGUAAUAGGCGGCAAAAAUUUUGCGUAAUCCGUAAUCACUACCCCCCCUUGCAGGCCCUCAUAAAGGGCUUGGGCAGAUACUUUUGUAGUGGACAUUAGGGUCCCCCCCAAAAUAUCUUCAUGUAUCUCUUACCAAACACCAGGAACACGGGAAGCCAUACCCCCCACCAGGCCCUAGUUGGCACCCUCUGAAAGAUAAAGGGCUUGGGCAGAUACUUUUGGUAGUGGACAUAAGCUUAGGGUUUCUCCCCCCAUGCAAGAAAUCUAUCGCUUAUGAAACGCCAGGGUCUGGCACCCAGGCAAGACACCACUUGUACUAACUUGCUGCACGUUAACUGAAUGAUUUAUCAAUAUUCACUGUUUGGCUAUCUCUGUGGGUAUAGCAAGCUAUAUCAAUUCAAUAACCCCACCAUAUAUUUGUUGCAAUUGCGGCUCAGAACCAAGAGGUCACGGGUUCGAAUCCUACCCAUUCCACCGAACGUGUGCCCUUGGAAAAGGCACUUUACACGACUUUCCUCACUUCACAGGUGGAAAUGAGUAUCUAGCUUCGGGUAGGGACGUCUCUCGGAUAGGACGUUAAAUGGAGGUCCUGUUUUUGGGGAGAGCCACACACAUUUAAGAACCCACCACACUUAUCAAAAAGAGUAGGGGACCUUCCCGGUGUGAGUGGUUCAAACCUUACAGUCCAGUCUUAUGCAAUGUACAUGUGCGUUCAUGUACAAAACCGGUGUGUUUCGCCUAAAGGCGGUUUACCGGUUAUGGAAAAAAAUGUUUAAAAAGAUUGAGGUCUUCCACCAUCAAGAGGAAUGCCAUGUGUUUAAGCUUCAUGUAUUUUUUUUUUUUGCACUGACUUUCAUAAGUCUUAGAGAACUUUUUAUACCUGUAAGAUCAUUUGAUAAAAUUUGUUUGUUUCCUUGUUCGUCAGACAAAAAGCAAUUAAAAAGCAAUAUGCAUGUACAACUAGAAGACUGAGGUUUUAUUUAGAAGAGACAUUUGUACUCAAUGAGUAGAGAUUAAAGUGGGCUUAUUUUAGAUGUAUUUUUACAUGUUUUAUCUGGCAUUUUUUGACAGCUAUCCAACUUGUCCUACUUGGGUUGCUUAUUGGAUACUGCUCUGUCAGUUUGAUACUGUCUUGCCAUUUCAAUACAAUGAUACACUACCAGCUGAUAUAAGGCACAUAACAACUUUACAACUGUACAAAGCAGCCUUGAGAUGCAAGCCUCGUGAAACAUCCAUUUUAUCCUUACUGCCCUCUGUGAAAGGUACUUACCUAUUUCUUCAUUUCGAUCUUCAUACAG
Branchiostoma belcheri (Belcher's lancelet) is the source of this 2920-nucleotide messenger RNA. RefSeq names its product tumor necrosis factor receptor superfamily member 6B-like. The record is from RefSeq and is a predicted model, not a curated record. Bases 180 to 1178 code for a protein of 332 amino acids. Gene Ontology annotation, molecular function: protein binding. Lineage: Eukaryota; Metazoa; Chordata; Leptocardii; Amphioxiformes; Branchiostomatidae. The transcript has 10 exons.